Drosophila albomicans is the source of this 3438-nucleotide messenger RNA. It is a transcript of the gene btz, whose product is annotated as transcription factor SPT20 homolog. Gene Ontology annotation, molecular function: mRNA binding. Gene Ontology annotation, biological process: mRNA processing. NCBI's taxonomy places the organism in Eukaryota, Metazoa, Arthropoda, Insecta, Diptera, Drosophilidae. The transcript has a single exon. The record is from RefSeq and is a predicted model, not a curated record. Gene Ontology annotation, cellular component: exon-exon junction complex. Bases 262 to 2901 code for a protein of 879 amino acids.
CACUUUCUAUUUUCUGAUUGCGUUGUUGUGGAAGAAAGCAAACUGGGUGAAAUUAAGACAUUUAAUGUACAUUAAUUCAACAUUAUUGCGAUAAUUUCUAAAAAGCACACAACAGAGCAAAAAGAGUACGGCGAUUCACGUACAAAAAUACGUGUGAGUGCGUGUGUUCUGAGGAGUUUUGCACGGCAUUCAGAAUAACAGAAAAGUCAGAGAAAAGCAAGAAAGCAAAAAAAAAAAAAAAAAUCGAAAUAUCAACUUGCGAUGGCCGAUAUUGAGAAAAUGACAGCAGCGGCUGCUCCGACCGAUAUACCCGUGUUGUCAUCGUCAAACGUUAGCGAAACGGGCGGUGCCAGCAGCAGCACAGCUGAGCUCGGCACAUCGCCCAGUGUCCAGGAGCCCGUAUCGAGCAAUUCCCAUCCUCAUGACUCGGAAUACGAUACCGCCAGUGAUCUUGAGGGGGGCGAAGACUACGACGACGAUGACGAUGAAAGCACAAGCGAUGAAGAAAGUGAAACCGACGACGAUGAUGACGACGACGAAACCGAUGCCGAUGCUGACGACGAUGAACUAGGCAGCGGAUUGGAGCGCAAUGCGGCGACGGCAGCCGGUGACAGCGAGGCGCAAAAGAAAGUCGACGAAGAUCGUAGCAAUCCCCAAUACAUACCGAAACGUGGCACCUUCUACGAGCACGACGAUCGCACAGCUGAAACAGAGGGCGAUGGUGCUGCCGUCGAUCCCACGGCCAACGACAGUAGUCCAGGAGGCCUCGCUGAACCGAGCAGCGCUGAUGCCGACGGCAAUGAGGUAAUUGGUAUUUCAGGCGGCGCACCAGCUGCUGGUCAGCCGGCAACUAUUUCGCAGGCGUCAAAGACUAUGAAGAAGUGGCAACCGGCAUCGGGUGGCGAUCGGUGGUCGCACGAUCGUUUCGAGGCCAGCGAACAGGCGCCUAAAUCCCGAGCUGAGCUGUUGCAGACCUAUGGGUACGAUAUACGCAACGAGGAUGCGGCGCCGCGUGCGCGUCGUCGUCGACGUUAUGGCCGAGGACCCAGCAAAUACUCCAGAAACUGGGAGGAUGAACAAGCGUAUUUGAAGGCCAGCAAUAAGGAGCGUAAGCCACCGCGUCCCCAAGACUUCCCUGCUUUGAAUGAGCAGCAAAGAAGCGGCACGAGCAGCGGCAGCAAAAUGCGUGCCAGACGUUCCUCGACGUCGCGCGACGAGAAGGAGAAUCGUGGCGAGCGUCGCAGCCUCGCCAAUGGCAGUGUGGAGAAGCAGCUGGGUACUGCACCAGGAUCAGGCUCGGGCCCAGCCAACGCUGGAUUGCCAGCCGGUAAGUUGAGUCAGGAUGAGCGCAAGAAUCGCAAUUACAGGGAGCGUGCAGCUGGCGGCUCGAAUCGCCAGAAUCCCAUGGAGUUCAAGCAGAAGUCUGGUCAUCGUUCAAGUCACUCGCGUGGCGAACAGCGCGAUUAUGCCGAGCAGCGUGCGGAGCGAGAUUAUCAUCAUGCGAAGCCAAAUGCGAAUCGAACAAAUGGAUUACCCAAGAACGAGGUGCCAUCUCAGCAGCAGCAGCAACAGCAACCACAUCAACAGCGACAGCCACAGCAACAGCAGCUGCAACAUCAACAGCAACAGCAGCAGCAGCAGCAAGCACCACAGCAGCAGAAACACUUGUCGCAUCAGCCCAAGCAGCAACAGCAGCAACCACAACAACAGACGCCUCUGGUCACAUCGAAUUUGUCGCAGCGUCUGCAGCAGGUGCAACAACGCAACGAUCCAAGUCAUGUGGGCAGUGUGCAAAUGCAUGCGCUCGCCUCUCAGAACCAACAACAGCAGCAGCAACAACAACAGCAGCAACAGCAACAGUUGCAUCUGCAGCAGCAACAGCAACAAGAGUUGCCUGGCGAGCAUCGCAAUGGACCCAAGCGCUACUCGAGUCUGCGGCGCACGCAGCACGAGGCGACACAGCAGCAGCAACAACAGCAACAGCAGCAUCUCGCUGAGCAGCAGCAAAUGCAACAGCAAUUGCAGAUGCAGCAGCAACAACAACAGCAGCAACAGUCACAAAUAAUGCUGCAAGAUCCGCAUUUGUUGCGUCUCCAGAUGGCCUAUCAGCAGCAGGAGUUGCAGGUGCAGCUGCAGACACUGCAAUUGGGUCCAGCGCCGCCCACAGCAGUUGCCACAACACAGCCAAAAGCCGCAGCAUAUCCACAGGCCCAAGCUGCACCCUCAUACUAUGUGACGGGUGGCGGCGAAGCGGUUCCAGUGCCCGUCGCUGUGCCACAGGCGCCCUAUGUCAAUCCGGCCAAUGCCGCCUAUUUGCCAGCCACACCCGCAGCUGUGGCCUAUGCCCCACAGCAGCAACAACAGCAGCAGCAGCCGCCACCACAGCAGCAACAACAGUCGCAGCCAGCGCCACAAGCAACUCAGUCAAGUGUGGCACAAGCAGCUCAGGCGCCAGCUGCAUUGAACUAUCACCAAAACUAUAAUACUGUCGGCGGCACCACGUACUUUGUGUCGCCAGCUCAGACAACGACACGACCCGCUGUGCUGCCUCAGCGUCGACCCACCAAUGCGAUUCCCAUACUGCCGCCAUCGGAGAAGCACAAGAGUCGCGCUGCCACGGGCAGCGGCACCAAUGCGAAUCCAAAGAGCGAUGAGGCCGGCAGUUCAGAUAACAUUGAUCACAUCAUCGAUAAUAUGUUUGUGCAACGACCGGCGUUCCAGCCACCGCCCACAGCAACAUCAUCAUCAUCAGCAGUUGCGACAGCUGCAGAGACAAGCAAUCAAGCAGCUGGCAACAAGACUGCUAUCGAGGAUCCAAAUAGCAAUACAACAAGCAGCGAACAACAGCAACAGCAGGCAGCAGCAGCUCAUCAGGCGAUGGCGGUGCCUGGGCAGGAAUGAGUGCAGUUUUAUGCCAACAAUCAACGGCAGCAAGAUCAUAAUCAGCAAUAUCGCAGUGGUUAUACUUUGAUGCCGUCGCACGUUGGCCUAUCUUACUAUCAUACACACUAGUUUAACGGAUUGAGCUUAAUCCUUCGCCCUCAGUUAAUGAAUAACGAUCGUUCUUGGUUUAUUUCUCUCUCUCGCCAGGGGCACUAAAGGUCUGUGACUGUGACUCCCCCUUGUUUUUUUUUUGUGUAGAGGCGCAAGAGCCAAUUCCGCGAAUUUGUGCGUAGUAGGAGGAGUACGAGAUUUGUAAUUAGUGAAUAGAGCAGCACUUAAUCGAACUAACUAGUAAUGGCUACCUAUCUAUAUCCCAGAGUUGAUCAUAAAUGCUUCACUGGAUACGUAUUUUGUAGUGCAUAAUUGAAUAAUUUGUGAAUCGUAAGCCAUGCAGCUCACUUUUAGCAUAUAUCAUGAAUUUUAGCCAGUUGAAAGAGCCGCUGGUCCUUACAUAAUAUGCUUACUCAUAAAUAUAUAUAUAAAUAUAUACAUACA